This is a messenger RNA of Marasmius oreades (fairy-ring Marasmius), 741 nucleotides long. RefSeq lists its product as uncharacterized. The transcript has 3 exons. Lineage: Eukaryota; Fungi; Basidiomycota; Agaricomycetes; Agaricales; Marasmiaceae. The record is from RefSeq and is a predicted model, not a curated record. Bases 1 to 741 code for a protein of 246 amino acids.
AUGACCGUCUGGGUCGAUCAUGUAACGAAUGGUCCUCUGCCCGAUCCUGUCGCUGUCAGGCCGUUGGACACUAAUCCGGUGGUUGUAGCCACAGAAAGACGUGCCAACCAACUUGCCGUUCCACCUGACAAUUUUUUCACUCCCGUCGUUGAAAAAGCGGAUUCCUCACUGACCCCUAACAUGGCCAUUAAGGGUCCUUUCUCAACCACAAGAGGGAUGUACUGGCUAAGUAGCACCAAGGACCCGAUGAAAUGUCCGCCCAACAGAAGCGCCUUCUAUCCUUAUCGCGCAGGGGACAUCUGGAUCAACGACAUACUUAAUGAUUGCCCAGCCCGUCAAGUGUUCGUAUGGACGGCUUCAGAUGACUGGACGAUAGUUCCGGGUCAGGCUCUAGAGCACAGAAAGGCGCGAUUCCAGCACCCUGUGGAAGCAGACCGUUGGUUCUCCUUCAACUGCAGCGGUAUUCCCACAUGGCUCAAAAUGUCUACGAUCGAGAAGAAUGGUAGGGCUCUUCGGAAAUGGGAGGCGUUGGGAGGCGUUGAUGAGAUUGAAGGGGCUCAGAAACGUGCUCGUUUAGCGAUGGGGGUUGGAAAAAAGCCCAAACGUGCAGGCACACCUCAUCCAACGGCGAGCGGCACAGCUCGUGUACUCAGACCUGCAGUAGCGCAUCAUCGCACUCCAACUGAAGUUGGUGCUAGAAGAGUUAGGAUUCGCGCACCCGGGGAAGAAGUACCGGAGUAG